Messenger RNA from Argiope bruennichi, 2591 nucleotides. It is a transcript of the gene gny, whose product is annotated as dolichyl pyrophosphate Man9GlcNAc2 alpha-1,3-glucosyltransferase-like. NCBI's taxonomy places the organism in Eukaryota, Metazoa, Arthropoda, Arachnida, Araneae, Araneidae. The transcript has 14 exons. The coding region runs from base 115 to 1593 and encodes 492 amino acids. Gene Ontology annotation, molecular function: dolichyl pyrophosphate Man9GlcNAc2 alpha-1,3-glucosyltransferase activity. Gene Ontology annotation, biological process: protein N-linked glycosylation. The record is from RefSeq and is a predicted model, not a curated record. Gene Ontology annotation, cellular component: endoplasmic reticulum membrane.
UUUUGUUUACCUUUUCGAAAUCCGAUGACUUGUCAAUUCACGUGUCGAUUUAACUGUUGACUUUUCAUUAUAUUGUAAAUUAUUUUAUAAAUUCGUACCUUAAUCUGAAUCAACAUGAUCAUAAAUGGUGUAGAUGACUUAAUGUAUUUUGGUGUUUUAUUAUCUGUUGCUGUCCGUUGGGCUGUAUCCAGGUUUCCGUAUUCAGGAGCAGGUAAACCACCUAUGUUUGGAGACUAUGAAGCUCAGCGUCAUUGGAUGGAAAUUACUGUAAAUCUGCCGACACAUGAAUGGUAUAAAAAUUCAACAAAGAAUGAUCUUCUCUAUUGGGGUUUGGAUUAUCCACCACUAACUGCCUACCACAGUAUGAUUUGUGGUUAUAUAGCCAAGUGGUUUAAUCCUGACUGGGUUGCAUUAAAUACUUCUAGAGGAUAUGAAAGUUAUCAUCACAAAAUAUUCAUGAGAUCAACUGUUGUAGGAGCUGAUGUAGUGUUCUAUGUUGCUCUAAUUGUCUAUUGGACUAUUGUCUAUAAACCAUGGAAUUUCAGAAAUAAGGCAAUUGCUGCUGGACUUUGUUUACUGUAUCCAGGACUGAUCUUAAUAGAUCAUGGUCAUUUUCAAUAUAACUCUGUGAGUCUUGGUUUUACCCUGUGGGCAAUUAUCUCCAUGAUGUCUGGCCAUGAUCUAAUUGGUGCUGCAUUUUUCUGCCUGGCUCUACAUUACAAGCAAAUGUCUUUAUACUAUGCUUUACCAUUCUUUUGUUACCUAUUAGGUACUUGUUUAAAGCUUCCGUGGACCAAAAGGAUUGCAAAGUUUCUGAAGUUGUCAUGUGUAGUAUUGAUUGUAUCAGGCAUUUGUUGGAUGCCUUUCUUAAGGAGUUUGGAUGAUACAUUAGCAGUUGUGGAAAGAUUGUUUCCAUUUUCUCGGGGAUUAUAUGAGGAUAAAGUUGCAAAUAUAUGGUGUAUGUUAUCAGUCGUGAUAAAAUGGAAGUCUCUUUUCUCAACACCUACUCUUGUGAAAAUAAGUGCCUUUUGUACUUUAUUAGCUGUGUUGCCAUCAUCAAUACAGUUACUGCGUAAUCCUAGUUUACACAAGUUGAGAUUGUCUCUAAUCAACAGUUCUCUUGCCUUUUUCUUGUUUUCCUUCCAAGUUCAUGAAAAAACAAUUUUACUGCCUGCUUUGCCAAUAUUAUUACUUCUUGAAGACUACCCAUUACCUUGUGUGUGGUUUGCAUAUAUAUCUACUUUUAGUUUAGUUCCAUUGUUAGCCAAAGAUGGAUUGAUGAUUCCUUUUGUUGCCUUAAGUGCCUUAUUCCUAAUUGGUGCAAUACGAGGUUAUGAAGAUUUGCUCUUAUCACUAAAAACACAAUCUUCACGUUAUGCAAGUCUCUCUUUUUGCAUCUCUGUCUUAGGGAGUAUAGCUCUUGUUGUAAGUAUGUUUACCAUCAAACAACCAGCCAGAUAUCCACAUCUCCAUGUUCUACUAAAUUGUAUCUAUUCAGGAAUUCAUUUUGUUGGGUUUCUAUUAUAUUUUAACUAUCUCCAAUUCAUAGAAAUUCCAUAUAACAUUUACUGUAAAAAAAUAAAAUAUAAUUAAAUCUCAGUUCAUUACUAUCAUCCACCCCACUUUUGACAUAAUUUUUUUAAAAAAAGGUUAUAAAUGUAUCCUAUGUCUACUUUGCUAUUUGUGAAGCUCUUAAAAUCUUCAUGUAGUGCCUUAAAAAUGUAUCAGUUUAUGUAUUCAAAAUGGGUUAAAUGAUUUUAAAGUUUGAUUAAUUCUGUACUGUAUUUAUUGUAGGGGACGGGGAAAUAAAUUAGAAUUUAUUAAUGAACUUUUCCAAUCACAAAGAUUAUUUCUUCAUGUUUUUUUAAUGAUACUACCAAGAUUACAUUAUCAUUUAAUUUAUUGAAAUCUUGUAAGUGAGUUAUCAAUUAAUUUCUUCAUAUUUAUUCUUGGUUAUAUUUUAAUGAAAUUGCUGUGUCCAAAAAUUUUAUUCAAGUGAUCUCUAUUCUAAAGUAUGCUAUUUUUGAAUAUUUUAUUAUUGUUAUUGUGCCAUGUGCAUGUAUGUGAGUUACUGCAAUUUCAAGAAUAUAUUGUGAUGCAUCGAAAGGACAGGAAAUAUAUUUUCUAUAAUAAGGAAUGUAAUGUUCAUAUUGUUUAUUCAAGAAUAUAUGCAAGUCAUUUUCAAGGUGCUUUUUAUACGAUAAAUUUUAUAACUAUUGUUACAGCAAAUUAUAACUGCUAUUGUAUAUAUGUCUGUAUUUUUUUAUAGAAAUUUUGCACAAAAAAUAUAUGUUUUGAUCGCACUAAUCUUGUAAUUGCUUGUUUAUUGAUAAGCAAGAAAGCUGUUUCUCAAAAGAGAAACAGCUUGCAACUGUUAUUAUAAAAAAUUUAUUUCUGAAAUAUUCAUAAUUAUGCAAGAAAUCAAAAGAACAUGUGUUAUAUUUAUCUAAUAUUAAUUUUUUUUUAUGUGUGCUUAUGUAUCCAGAAGUUUUACAUAUCAUAUUUUGUUAUAAUAUAAAGAUCAUUGAAAACUUAUAAAUAGAAAAAACUAGCUGAAGUUUUAUUAUCUGACAAAUUCUCAGAAUUCCAAG